AUGGAUUCAAGGGGCCCUCAAAGAGCGGGGGCCCCUGUAAACCCAACUACCAUUACAUCAACAAUAGCAGACGUUGAUAAAUCCUUACUGGACACUGUUGUUGAUGACAAUUGGCAUGGGGUUGGUAGUACAGUUAAAAAUAACAAUCGUUUGCUGUUUCUCACAGUCGAAUAUGUGGACGAUAAUCAGUCGCGAGACUAUUCAAAAGUGUUUUCACCAUAUGAGCAGGUGUCUUUUUAUUCACCGAGAGCUCCGUCACCGCUCUCGGAUUUCGAGCACAGUCAAGUGAGCCCGCUGGACCCAAAUAUGAGUUCAACUGCAAGAUACUCACCUACGCCAGUACCGCAGCUUCCAUCUCUAUCAUUUCCAAACUCCGUAGUUGUUCUUCCUGAUCCACCUUCCCCACUUAUUAUACCAAGCGAUGGUCAUGCUAGGACCAAUAUAAAUAACUAUAUUUCUAGUCACAAUAAUACUAUUCAAAAUGUAGUACAAUCCGCUGACAAUACAACCAUUGAUUUUGUCAACACUGAUGUUCAUGAAGAAACUCUGGUAACUAGUGUUAAUGGAGAGUUGAUUUUAAUGCAAGGGACUAAUGUUGAAUUAGAGUCUACGUCAUCGUCUUCGUCCUCAAGAUCUGCCGACACUGCUGCAGCCGGUCCAUUGAUGCUUGCGGAAAUUCCUGAGACUGAGUUCACUUUGACGAGAGACUUUUUGGUGAUGCACGACGAGGAUCAAUUAAAUGUUGUUAAUUCAUUGGUUAGUCAAAGUGGAGGAAUAAAAGAGGAGCAGAUAAUUAUUGGUGAUCAUAUGAUAGGCGAACAUCAAACAAAAUUGCUGGAAUUUAAUAAUGACGAUCCAAUAAUCUCAAAGGAACAAAUUAUAGGGAAAAUUUUAAAGAAUAAUAUCGAGUCUGCAAAAAUAAUUCCGAGUGUUCCAGCUUCUGGUAAAAUAAUACUGAGGAAAAAUAAAAAACAAAUUCGUAAUAAAACAACAUCAGACUAUGAAGAGUGUAUCUCCCCGGGUUGCCUAAAAUCUGGUGAAUGUACUUGUCGAAAUGUUCGUACAAUUUCUGAUCAACCUGUACCAUCAAGAGCGGUAGCGACUUUACCUGGGUCUUAUCUUGCAAUAAAUAAAUUGCCAUCAACUCCAGUUAUUGGUGAACCCAUCGGCUAUUGCAAUUACGGAGUAUUUGCUAAAAGGAAUAUUCGGCAACGUACUCAGUUUGGGCCUAUAGAAGGAGUCCUGUAUCCUUACAACGGAGAGUCUUUUAAAAAUGAUCAAUUACCUUUGCUUUAUGAGACAAAUGAAGGAGAUUUACUAAAAGUUGACGUAUCAGACGAAAAUACUUCUAAUUGGAUGCGAUUUGUUAGACCGGCUUUAACUUAUAAUGAACAAAAUUUAGUUAUUUGUCAGCAAGCUGACGGAAUUUUCUUUCUCACUACUCGUAAUAUUUUAUCAAAAGAGGAAUUGAAAGCGGGUCCAAGUUCACAGUAUGCUUCGCGUCGUGGUUUAACUAUACUUGAAUCUGAUUCGUCGUUGAAAGAUAAAGAAAUACCUUAUGAUGAUGAUAAUAAUAUUAAUGAGUGGCAGUUUUCAAAUGCCUGUGAAGAACCUUUUAAACCCACUGAAAAAUUUGAGUCUUUAGACAUUCAAUACAAUGAAAAUGGAGCGGAUAACAAACCAGAUUCUGAGCAAAAUAAAUCAAAUUCACCGACAAACAACAAAAAAUUAUUAAAAGUUGUUGAUGGUCAAACAGUACUGUAUUCUUGUCCACAGUGCACAAAAGUAUUUCCUCGAAGCUACAGUUUAAAGCGUCAUAUGCACAUGCAUCUUAGUUCUAAAACUCCGCAAAAGUAUGAAUGUUUAACAUGUGGUGAAAAUUUUCUUCAUCCUUACAACCGAAGUCGACACAUGAAAAUAUUUCACAAUGACGAAACGCGAGAGAAAGAAAAUACUUGCGAGAGUUCCAGUGAAUAUAAAUGUAAAUCUUGUAAUUUGACUUUUAAAAAAUUGUCUCUGUUAAAUAUUCAUAAAUUAAUACACAAGGAGGAUCCAAAUAAAGAUGACGGAUCAUCAACAUCGUCAUUAUCCUCGGCAUGUCCGCAAUGUCAAGUUACAUUUAACGCUUGGCACGAUUUAAUAAAUCACGUUUCUUCAAAACAUGGCCGUGUAAAGUUACCAAAAGUAUCCAAUACGUCUAAAGUAAAUAAGAACAACAAUAAUAAUAAUAAUAAUCAGGUUACUCCACCGAUAUAUAAAUGUACAAAGUGUUAUAAACGUUUUGCAACACGAGUUCGUCUUCAACAGCAUUAUUUAGUCCACGGCGCAGAAGAUCAGAAGCCGCUGCCGUGCAAUAUCUGUUGCAAAAGAUUUAUGAAUAAUUCGGCGCUUUCAUGUCAUUUGAAAACUCACCGACAGGACAAACAGUUGUUUGAGUGUCCGAUGUGCCGUAAAUUAUUUAACCAAGUUCUGAUGUUGAAGGAGCACAUUGAGACACACAGAGGCGAAGACGGUAUAUUUAGUUGUCCUCACUGUCCACGCACAUUCACCAAGUACUCGGUAAUAAGAAAACAUAUCAGAGCACACCAUUGCGAGCGGAAACACAAGUGUCAGGUUUGUUCAAAACCAUUUCCAACAAUAGAUAAAUUACGUAUGCACUUAUUGCGUCACUCGGAUCACAGGGAAUUUCACUGUGCUAAUUGUGGAAAACAAUUUAAACGCAAGGACAAAUUGAAGGAACAUAUGACAAGAAUGCACAAUGCACUGAAAAUAAAACGGGAUCAAUUGACAACACAGAGUAAUAAUAAUAAUAAUAAUAAUAAUAAUAAUAAUAAUAAUAAUAAUAAUAAUAAUAAUAAUAAUAAUAAUAAUAAUAAUAAUAAUAUUAAUAAAAAUAAUAAUAAUAAUAAUAAUAAUAAUAAUAGUAAUAUUGAUAAUAAUAAUAUUAAUGAUAAUAAUAAUAGUCAGGCGAAAAAAUUUAUACCAAAAGUAAAUCCGACGGAUUACAAUCGAUUUAUUUACAAGUGCCAUCAAUGCCUAGUGGGUUUCAAACGACGAGGUAUGCUUGUUAAUCAUUUGGCUAAACGGCAUCCUGAUGUUUCACCGGAUUCUAUUCCCGAGUUAAAUUUACCCAUUUUGCGACAAACUCGUGAUUAUUAUUGUCAGUACUGUGAUAAAGUUUACAAAAGUAGUAGUAAGAGAAAGGCUCACAUUAUGAAAAAUCAUCCUGGAGCAGAUUCGGGUUUGCACAACUCUACAUUCAGUCAAGCUGUUGGAAGUGUUUCGACAGUUCCGCAAAGUUGUCAGUGGUGUCAUAAACAGUAUGCCAGUAAAGCAAAAUUACUACAGCAUCAACGUAAGAAACACGCAGCAUUAUUAAAUCCAGCUGAUAAAAUUCCCCGUCCAAGAAAUCGUUCUUCAUCCCAACAAAAUAAUUCAUCAACACUUGAUGACAAUAAUUUUAUUAUGUCUGAUUAUAUACAAGGAUACGAUACUGAAGUCGAUUUUAUUAAACCUAAAAUCCUUAAAAUGUCUGAGGAUACUGAUUUUAUUGAUAAUGAAGAUGAUGAUGAUGAUGAGGGUGACGAUGGUGAUAAUCACAAUCUAGAGCUCGCUGGCGAACAAUUUAUUCGCAUUUGCGAUAUACGUUGAAAUAAUUACAAUAUUUCUACGUGA
Messenger RNA from Cotesia congregata, 3675 nucleotides. NCBI's taxonomy places the organism in Eukaryota, Metazoa, Arthropoda, Insecta, Hymenoptera, Braconidae. The record is from the annotation of a GenBank genome assembly.